GCGUGUGAGCGCCUCGGCCUGCGUCGCGUCCGCGCGGUCCCCGCGGGGCUUUGCCGGGCACUGUGCCGCGCGGGCGGCCUCGCCCGAGCUCGGAGACCGGCGCGCCCUACCGCUCUCCGGGUCGGGGCUCCGCGCGGUCCCGGGAGGCCGCCCUCCCGCGUCCGCCGCCGCGCGGGGAGCCGGACCGGGCGAGAGGCGGCGCGGAGACCUGGAGCCGAGGUCCGCGCCCGGCCGCCGCCCGCGAUGCUGCUCUCCAAGUUCGGCUCCCUGGCACACCUGUGCGGGCCGGGCGGCGUGGACCACCUCCCGGUGAAGAUCCUGCAGCCAGCCAAGGCGGAAAAGGAGAGCUUCGAGAAGGUGUAUCAGGUGGGCGCCGUGCUGGGCAGCGGCGGCUUCGGCACGGUCUACGCUGGCAGCCGUAUCGCUGACGGGCUCCCGGUGGCCGUGAAGCACGUGGUCAAGGAGCGGGUGACCGAGUGGGGCAGCAUCGCCGGCGCGGUUGUGCCACUGGAGGUGGUGUUGCUCCGCAAGGUGGGCGCGGCCGGCGGCGCGCGCGGGGUCAUCCGCCUGCUGGACUGGUUCGAGCGGCCCGACGGCUUCCUACUGGUGCUGGAGCGGCCCGAGCCGGCGCAGGACCUGUUUGACUUCAUCACGGAGCGCGGCGCCCUCGACGAGGCCCUGGCGCGCCGCUUCUUCGCUCAGGUGCUGGCUGCCGUGCGCCACUGCCACAGCUGCGGGGUCGUGCACCGCGACAUAAAGGACGAGAACCUGCUGGUGGACCUGCGCUCGGGCGAGCUCAAGCUCAUCGACUUCGGCUCGGGCGCUCUGCUCCGCGACACGGUCUACACCGACUUCGACGGCACCCGCGUAUACAGCCCCCCGGAGUGGAUCCGCUACCACCGCUACCACGGGCGCUCGGCCACCGUGUGGUCCCUGGGUGUGCUGCUGUACGACAUGGUGUGCGGGGACAUUCCUUUCGAGCAGGAUGAGGAGAUUCUCCGGGGCCGCCUCUUCUUCCGAAGGAGGGUCUCCCCAGAGUGCCAGCAGCUCAUUCAGUGGUGUCUGUCUCUGCGGCCCUCGGAGCGGCCCUCGCUGGACCAGAUUUCUGCCCACCCCUGGAUGCUGGGGGCCGAGGGGGGCACCCCAGAGAGCUGUGACCUGCGGCUCUGCGCCCUGGAUACCGACGAUGGGGCCAGCACCACCUCCAGCAGUGAGAGCUUGUGAGCAGGGCCUGCGCCUGGCCGCGGGGGCCGGAGGGACCCCCUGCCCUGACCAGGCUGUCUGCUCCUUUGCGAAAGCAGUGAUCUCUGACCCCUGGUGACCUUUGCCUUUGGCACCAACCCGUUUCCUUUGCUUUGAGUGCCUUUUCCAACGCUGCUCUCACGGGACUUGGUUUUCUCAAGCUCUGUCUGUCCAAAGACACUCCGGACCAAGCCAGGUCCUGCCUGCCCACCGCCGGUGCUUGCCGAGACCGUCCCUCUCCUGUGCCACUCGGGAGCGGGCCCUGACCGCCUGGCACCUCUGCGUCUGAUGUGGGGGACCAGGAGCACUCCCGAGUCCUGUGGCCUCAUCUCACCUGAGCACAGGGCCCCUGGUGACCCCCCCCCCCAACGUCUCGGUGUUCGUCUGGGCGCGACUGCACAAAGAAUGCAGCGUUCAGGCCUUGCUGCCCGCCCACCCGAUGCGCGUGCGCGUGCAGGCGUCUUAUUUAUGGGGUGACCCCGAGGAGGGCUAUUUAUUGUUUAAUUUAUUUGUCAAGGUUUCUCCCUCCCAGCAGCCCUACCUCCUUAAGGCCUGUGGGCGGAGGAGGGGGGUGGCUGUGCGUGUGGACCCCAGGCCCCAGUCCUUCCUGUGUCUGUCAGAAGGUGGGCUGGUACAGUGGCUAAUUUAAGGGGUGUGGGUGACCCUGCCACCUCGAAGCCCUGCGCCUAGGGGGUGGGUUUUAAAUUAUUGACAUUGUACAGUCUGCUUGUUGGCUCUGGAGGUUGGGGGUGGGGGGCAGAGUCUCAAGCCUUUAAUUUAUUUCAGCAGCUGUGUGUUUGUGAUCCCGGUGUGUGUAGGCACUGUGGAUAGGGGCUUCUUUCAGUUCAAAAGUGAGAUGUCUGGAAAUCAUAUUUUUUUAUACAAGUAUUUCAAUUAAAUUGUUUUGUAUUAUA
Molecule: messenger RNA, 2156 nt
Organism: Capra hircus (goat)
Lineage: Eukaryota; Metazoa; Chordata; Mammalia; Artiodactyla; Bovidae
Gene: PIM3
Product: Pim-3 proto-oncogene, serine/threonine kinase
Exons: 6
Coding region: 244-1224 (326 amino acids)
Biological process (GO): negative regulation of apoptotic process; regulation of mitotic cell cycle; protein autophosphorylation
Cellular component (GO): cytoplasm
Molecular function (GO): ATP binding; protein serine/threonine kinase activity
Source: RefSeq, a predicted model, not a curated record